Messenger RNA from Macroventuria anomochaeta, 1373 nucleotides. Its product is annotated as alpha/beta-hydrolase. The transcript has a single exon. The record is from RefSeq and is a predicted model, not a curated record. NCBI's taxonomy places the organism in Eukaryota, Fungi, Ascomycota, Dothideomycetes, Pleosporales, Didymellaceae. Bases 42 to 1232 code for a protein of 396 amino acids.
CGAACUCUCAUCACAUCUUCAUUAUCGCUACUUGCACAACAAUGGCCGGUCGUCUCACAGCAGCCUCAUGGCUCUUUUCCAAUAUUGCUUUGGCCUCGCUAGUCCAAUCCUCCCACCGACCUAGCGGCUACUGCGUGCAGCUAGACAUUCCAGUGUUCGCUACUGCACCGAGCGCAAUCUACGACAUACCCCAAGUGAACGACGAUAUCGAAGCAACGGCUUGGGCAAUCUUCGAUGCCACUUGGAGCACACCACAUGGCGUGCAGAACAUCAUCACAAAUACAACCACGUCUGACACCUUCAAUAUACACGCCCAGCUCUGUGUCCCGAAGUCUUCUGGAAAGAACGGAGUACUCCAAAUCGCCACUCACGGAGUUCAUUACGACUCACGAUACUGGGACUCCACAUAUAAGCCAGAGGAACACUCUUAUGUUGAGGCCACACUCAAAGCCGGGUAUUCUAUCCUUACAUACGAUCGUUUGGGAACUGGUCAAUCUAAUCACCCGGACGCAUACAACGUUGUCCAAGCUCCAUUGGAGAUGGAAAUUCUUCGACAAAUCACCUUAAUGGCUCGUAACGGCACACUAUACGACCUUGCAGAAAAGUCCCAGGAUGCCCUCCCAGCAUUCAAUGAGCUGGAAUUCCCUUCCAAGGUCGUACAUGUCGGCCAUAGUUUUGGGUCCUUCCUAACCUCCGCAUUCAUUGCCAACUAUGGUAGUCUGACUGAUGGGGCGAUUAUCACUGGUUACCUUCUCAGCCCGUAUCUUGGAAGCGCAGGAUCCACAUCAUUCAGCGUUGAAUACGCCGCCACAGGCUCUCCUUCAUACGAGCGACCUAGCGGUUAUGUUGUUUGCCAGAAGUCCGGAAUCCAGAACAUCUUCUUCGGCGGCGACCCCAAAACCGCGUUCACUCCAGAGCUGCUUGAUUACGCUGUCGAUAUCAAGCAGCCAGUCCCAAUUGGCGAGUUUGCAUCAGCCUUUUGGCUUAUCGGAAACUACGGUCCUUCUUUUAAAGGGCCAGUGCAAUACUUAUUGCCAGAAUUCGACUUUUACAUAUGUCGAGGAGAUUGCAAAGGAGUGGCUAAUAUGACAGCGUUGGCGCAAACUUAUCCUAAUGCUAGUGCUAUUGAGGUGGCUAUCCAGCCCAACACUGGUCAUGCCUUGCCCCUGCACAAUAAUGCGACUGCCGGUUUCCAACUCAUCUACGAUUUCUUAGACAGACAUGGAUUGUAAAUUCAGAUUCAGAGAGGAGAUGCGGUAAAGGGGAAAGAGGUGGAGGCCAAGGUUAAGGUUAAGGUUGAAGUUGAUGUUGUACGACGCGAUGGUGUAUGCGCAGUAGCAUAUAAAUGAGAAAUGGAGAUCUGAAGAAAUAAC